Messenger RNA from Physcomitrium patens, 2932 nucleotides. Its product is annotated as amino acid transporter AVT6A. NCBI's taxonomy places the organism in Eukaryota, Viridiplantae, Streptophyta, Bryopsida, Funariales, Funariaceae. Gene Ontology annotation, biological process: amino acid transmembrane transport. The record is from RefSeq and is a predicted model, not a curated record. Gene Ontology annotation, cellular component: membrane. Gene Ontology annotation, molecular function: L-amino acid transmembrane transporter activity.
AAGAAGCUUCGGAGCUCUACAUACGGUGGGAGUCACUUGCAUGGCCGCCAAUUUUAUAAACACAAGUUGGUUCACUUCCAUGUUCAUCUUAUUAUAUUCAAGUUUCGGCUUGUCAGGCAUAUGGGUUUCCUGCCUCCUUUCCUUAAAGUUAAAAGAUUCAGGUAAAAGAAAAAUGCAAUACUGCAAAUUGCUCGUACGCAAGUUGCGUGAGUUGCUGCAAUCUAGGUAACCUCCUUUUACUUGGUCUUUUUUGAGGACAUUGCGUAUGGUGGCACUGUUUUCACGUGGAUUCGUUGGACGCAUGUUUUCGGUGUGUCUGCUGGUCGGUCCAUGAGUGCAACUAUAUACUCUUACACAUGCAUCGUUAUACACCUGAUGCAUAAGGAAAGAUUAGAGUCUGGCUGUGGAGAAGAGCUUUAUUUAGGACGUUGAAUCGCCGCAUUCAGAGACAUUUGUGGCUGUUCGGUGUUGGGGAAAGUCUUUGAGGCUCUUGGGGGCGAAAUCGGGCAUAAAUUGCAAUCCACGACAAGUUCUACAGCGUGACGUCAAAUGAUUGACUAAGUUGUAGGAAGAAGCUUGUUAUUUGUGAUUUGACCGUGUUGGGCUUGUCUGCUGGGUUUUCCGUGGUGUGUCUCUGUAGGAAGUGUGUAAGAUGUGUGGCCGUGUAUGGUACGUCUUCGGGAGAGCGUGAGAGAUAGCUUGUGGUUGACAUUUCGCAGAACGGAGAGCUUACCUCCUUCCAAAACUUUCGCCUUGCCUGGCAUUCCUGGCGCUGUCUCACCACAUUUGCUGUCAUCGCGGAAUCAAUUGCUUCGAAGCGCACACUACACAUCUUUCGUUUUCUGCACCGAGUAGUACGGCGUUAAAGAGUUCCGGGGGCGGAUUCUGGAGGAUUUCGUAGCUGAAUCCUGACCCAAGUAGCGUAGUCGAGGAACUGAUAGAACCGAUUGGCAUUUCUCAAGGGCUUCUGAGACUCGGAUCGUUUUCGUUUUUAGCACAACAUUUGUUUUCUGUAUGGAACGAAUCAAAGUCGGAUAGUGUACUGUGUAAUUUUGUUGAACUCUCAGCGCUUAUCUUAUCUUUUCUCGGCCUAAUUACAACGAAACCUCGAUUUUAUUGGAUUUGUAACGAUGGCCGACUCGCUGAAGAAGCAAGAUCAGCAAUCUAAGAUGACUACAGAUAGGACGCCGCUGCUGCCGAGCAAGAGACAGGACAUGAUUGAGGAGGAUGUGUACGAAGAUUAUCACGAAGCCUCUGUGCCUAGCGCGGUUUUCAACCUCUCAACGACCAUUGUGGGCGCUGGGAUCAUGGCACUGCCGGCCACCAUGAAGGUGCUAGGUCUACCGCUGGGCAUUCUCAGCAUCAUAAUUAUGGGGUUUCUCAGCGAGAAUUCCAUUCAAAUUAUGCUGCGAUACUCUCGGCCGUCGGGAGCGAGGUCCUAUGGUGGAUUGAUGGGAGAUGCAUUUGGCACAUUAGGCCGUGUCGUGGUGCAGCUCUGUAUCAUAAUCAACAACUUCGGCAUCCUCAUCGUGUACCUAAUCAUAAUCGGCGACGUGUUGUCGGGAAGCACAGGAGGAGGGGAGCACUACACAGGUGUGCUUGAAGAGUGGGCGGGAGGCGCAACAUGGUGGAAUGAGCGCACCUUUGUUCUUUUCACUGUAAUGGUUGUCAUUCUUCUCCCGCUCGUCUCGCUCCGACAUGUUGAUUCUUUGAAGUGGACAUCAGCUUUGUCAGUCGCACUGGCAGUUGUGUUCGUAGUCGUCAUUGCCGGUGUUACGAUGUGGAAACUCGUCGCUGGCGAAAUUGUGUGGCCAAGGCUCACUCCAGAUGUUUAUGACCAACAGUCAUUCUGGAAGGCCUUCACCGUCAUUCCUGUCAUAAUGACUGCCUACAUUUGUCAUCACAACGUACAUCCAAUUGCAAAUGAGCUUGCCGGAACUGCCGACUCCUCCCACGAAACGAUGAAGAAUGUAGUGCAAUGGUCGAUGUUUCUGUGUGGCACUAUCUACCUGUGCACUGCCACUUUUGGAUAUCUUCUCUUCGGAGAGGCAACGAGUCAUGAUAUCUUGUCCAACUUUGACACCGACCUCGGUGUACCGUAUUCCCAUCUCAUAUGCAUCAUCGUCCGGAUCAGUUACGCCGUGCAUAUCAUGCUGGUAUUCCCCCUCCUUAACUUCUCCCUUCGCCUCAACCUCGACGCCAUCCUGUUCCCCAGGGCCACCCCUCUUGCUCACGAUACAAUUCGAUUCUCUCUCGUCACGGGCUUCCUCAUCUGCUGCAUCUUCUUCGGUUCAGCUGUGGUACCCAACAUAUGGAUUGCUUUUCAGUUCACUGGUGCAACCGCUACUGUUUGCUUGGGAUUCAUCUUCCCUGCUAUCGUCUUGCUCAAGGACAAGCCGUUGUUGGCAACCAAGAGCGACAAGAAGCAGGCCGUGGUGAUGGUGAUCCUCGCAAUCCUCUCCAGCGUUGUUGCCGUUACCACGAACCUGUUCAACCUUUUCGAACCAGGAAAACCUGCAGGUCUCAACGGCUACUUCCUUCAUUGAAGAGCGUAAACUAGGCACACAGGGAUUAUUUGGUUAUGCUUUGAAAUUGGAUAUGCCCUCUCAGCAAAAUUCUCCUGCUCGGCGCAAUAGCCACAUUAUGAACAGAGUUGAUAGGUUUGUAAUUAGCAAAGUCCUAAAUUUGAAUCUCUCAAAUUCAAGGCCUCUGACAUUGUUUUCCUUGUAGGAACUAUCAACUACAUUUUGUAUUUAUACAAAUAGAACAGGUCAGUGCAAGAGCUGCAGAUUAGGUGAAUCAUCUGUACACAGGAUUUUGAAAGUGAUUAUAACGAUCGUCUUUCUUUGUACUACCAUAUUCGAAGACUAGCACUCAAAUGUGGUGUUGUAUUUGUUAAUACAAGUUGUCUUUGUGCCACAGCUUCAAUUUA